UAAACUUUUCAAGAGUUUUGUUUGCUGGACAAAUCGGGCAAAAGAAAUUGCGAAUUAAACAAAUUUAAAUAUUUAGACUGCGAGACAAUAGAAGCGAAAUUGGGAACAGUUCAUAACCUUAAUGCAUUUUAAAACUGUAUCUUAUUCGUUUUCAGAAGCAUGAAUUAGGGAUUGGGUGGCAUCACACGCGAGUCCUGGCCGAAAUCGAGGUUGCCAUGCUCGCGCCGUUACCAUGGCGCCCCUCGUCCAUAAACAGUGCAUUUUAUUUGGGGCAAGUUGUGGCCGAGCUGCACAGCCACCUGCGAAUUAUUACAGCGAAUUUAUUUGAAGUUGGUUAUCUGUGGCUACUAGACCAGGAGAAUUUAACCUGGGGAAAGAUGAGUGAGUUAAACUCGAUAGAGUUGGACUCCAGCGAAACGAUUCAGGACAUUGCGUUGAAGUUGGUGACGGAGCAGUUGAAGAACGACUCGCACCUUAAGGUUGGACCUUCGGAAAGGACAAUAUUUGUACUGGGGAGCAAGGGCGCCGGAAAAUCAACGCUCAUAAAUCGAUUCCUAGACCGGGACGAUGUUCCGCGGCCAACUCUCGCAUUAGAAUACUCCUUCGGUCGUCGCACGGCUUCCGGUCAGGGUGCUCAGAAAAACAUCUGCAACGUGUGGGAGCUGGGCAGUCUAGUGAACUCAAACCAACUAAUCGAGGUUCCCCUUCGGUCACAUGGUCUGGCGACCUUCUCUGCCGUCAUCGUGCUCGAUCUAUCGCUUCCCGAUCGUCUGUGGACCGACCUGGAGUGCGUGCUGAACGGAUUGAAGCAGGCCUUGGAGAAGAACUGCUCGUCGAAGGAGAUCGCCGAAAUGCAAGAAGCGAUGCAUCAGAAAGUAGGCGUUGACCACGUGGAUUUGAACACGCUCGAGGUGCUUCCGUUCCCGGUGAUCAUCGUUGGCGGCAAAUACGACCAGUUCCAGAACCUGGACUCCGAAAUUAAGAAGCACGUCUGCAGGUGUCUACGCUCGAUCGCCCACGCCAUCGGAGCCGCCCUCAUCUUUUACACCUCGAAGAACACCGCCCUAACCAAGAUGACCCGCGACGCCAUGAACUACUUGGGCUUCGGCAGUCCCUCGAACCCGUUCAAAACUACCGCCGCGGACCACAACGGACCCAUCGUAAUUCCGUUCGGGGCGGAUUCGUGGGAGAAGAUCGGCGUAACUCCGAGCAACUCGGAACGGAUUGGGCUCAAUUAUAGUUCGCAGAUUCCGCAGGUUGGAACGGAGAAGGUGGCCAUUCCGGACGAUCCGGCCAAGGAUGGUGGCUUCCGGGAGCGGGUGAUCGACGAAUUGAGGGCGCUCAAGGAUGAGGAGUUGAUGCGACUGCUGAAGGAUACCGAGAUGAGGAUGAAGUUUGAAGCGGUUCAGUAGGAAGAUUGUGGGGUGUCCAAGUCUUCAUGUGUGGGAUUGUAGUUUAUGAGUGCCACUAUAUUAUAGAAAUAAAAAAAAUAUAUCAA
Messenger RNA from Culex pipiens pallens (northern house mosquito), 1498 nucleotides. RefSeq names its product cytoplasmic dynein 2 light intermediate chain 1. Gene Ontology annotation, biological process: intraciliary transport involved in cilium assembly; intraciliary retrograde transport. Gene Ontology annotation, molecular function: dynein heavy chain binding. NCBI's taxonomy places the organism in Eukaryota, Metazoa, Arthropoda, Insecta, Diptera, Culicidae. Gene Ontology annotation, cellular component: cytoplasmic dynein complex; axoneme; ciliary basal body. The record is from RefSeq and is a predicted model, not a curated record. The transcript is spliced from 2 exons. The coding region runs from base 216 to 1412 and encodes 398 amino acids.